This is a messenger RNA of Aspergillus melleus, 2520 nucleotides long. RefSeq names its product DUF323 domain protein. NCBI's taxonomy places the organism in Eukaryota, Fungi, Ascomycota, Eurotiomycetes, Eurotiales, Aspergillaceae. The transcript is spliced from 7 exons. The record is from RefSeq and is a predicted model, not a curated record. Bases 1 to 2520 code for a protein of 839 amino acids.
AUGUCUCCUUUGACCUUCCCUACCCAGACGGUCGACAUCGUCGAUAUCCGUCAGAAUGACGUGGGUUUCUCCCUAGUCAAUGAUAUCCACAAGGGCCUCGACCCCACCGUGGGUUCCAGACGGUCCAUGCCGACAAUGCUCCUCUACGACUCCAAGGGUCUCAAUCUCUUCGAGGAAAUCACCUAUCUGGACGAGUAUUAUCCGACAAACGCGGAAAUCGAGGUGUUGGAAGCCCAUGCCAAGAGCAUCGUCGAGCGGAUCCCGAACAAUGGACAGCUGCUGGAGCUGGGGAGUGGAAACCUUCGAAAGAUUGAGAUUCUUCUCCGCGAGUUUGAGCGCCAGGGGAAACACGUAGACUACUACGCUUUAGAUCUGUCCCUCUCUGAACUGCAACGCACAUUUUCCGAGGUGUCCGUUGAAGACUACACCCACGUGGGCUUCCAUGGCCUCCACGGGACGUAUGAUGAUGCCGUUACCUGGCUGAACAGGCCGGAGAACAGGAAGCGUCCCACGACCAUCUUAUCUAUGGGUUCGUCCAUGGGCAACUUCAACCGCCCGGAAGCUGCGCAAUUCCUCUCGCAAUUUGCAAAGAUUCUGGGCCCGUCGGAUGCGAUGUUGAUCGGUCUGGACGGCUGUAAGAAUCCGGUCAAAGUUUUCAAAGCCUACAAUGAUUCCCAGGGCAUCACGCAGCAGUUUUACGAAAAUGGUUUAAUCCAUGCUAACCGGGUUUUGGGACAUGAGGCUUUUAAGCUGGACGAAUGGGAGAUAGUGACUGGCUACAAUGCCGUCGAGGGGCACCACGAGGCGUUCUAUUCGCCUAAGAAGGAUGUGACUAUCGACGGAAUUCUCGUUCCCAAGGGCGAGAAGCUCAUUUUUGAAGAGGCCUUCAAGUAUGGUCCUGAAGAGCGGGAGCAGCUCUGGAGAGACGCGAACCUGAUCCAUGGCGCCGAGUUUGGCAAUAGCUCUGAUGACUACCACCUUCAUUAUCUGUCGUCUUCUACUCUCAGCUUCCCUACUUCCCCUUCGCAGUAUGCGGCCCGUCCAGUUCCUACUCUUCAAGAUUUUCAGUCACUUUGGACUGCAUGGGAUAUUGCCACGAAGUCAAUGGUCCCCCGUGAGGAGCUUCUUUCUAAACCGAUCAAACUGCGCAAUGCACUUAUCUUUUAUCUGGGUCACAUUCCUACAUUUUCGGAUAUCCAUUUGACGCGAGCUCUAGGGGGAAAUGCGACCGAACCCAAGUCCUACCAACUUAUCUUCGAGCGUGGGAUAGACCCAGAUGUGGACGACCCCGACAAGUGCCACUCACAUAGUGAAAUCCCGGACGAAUGGCCAGCCCUUAAUGACAUACUCGACUAUCAAGUAAGGGUGCGCAACAGGGUCGAAUCAAUUCUCCAGAGGGAUGACCUCGACAGCAACCGGACUCUAGCCGAAGCGCUCUGGAUCGGGUUCGAGCAUGAAGCGAUGCACCUGGAGACUUUCCUCUACAUGCUACUCCAAAGCGACAAGACGCUUCCACCGACCGGUGUUGAAAGACCAGAUUUCGAAAGAUUAUUCCGCGAUGCGAGGAAACACGCGAAGCCCAAUGAGUGGUUUACUAUUCCCGAGAAAACGCUGUCUAUCGGCCUUGAAGACGCAGGCCCCACGUCGGUGCCCUCGGCUACGUUUGGAUGGGACAACGAGAAACCCGAACGAAUCGUGACUGUUCCGCCAUUUGAAGCACAGGCUCGACCUGUUACCAAUGGCGAAUAUGCCAAGUUCCUACAGAAGAAGCAUAUGCGCCAAGGCCCAGCGUCGUGGGUUCUGAUCCAUUCCAACGAAGACUUCUCGAUCUCUGGGGUCAAUCAGGACAGCCCGGAAGCCACAAAGGAUUCCAUGUCCAAUUUCGCCGUGAGAACGGUCUUUGGGCUGGUCCCGCUUGAGUUUGCUCAAGACUGGCCGGUCAUGGCAUCCUACGACGAGUUGGCUGAAUACGCAGAGUGGGCGAGAUGCCGAAUCCCCACGUUUGAAGAGGUCAAAAGUAUCUAUGCUCAUUCUGAGAAACUAAGAGCAUCUGACAACUGGGUACCCAAUGGCGAUGCUGAGCCCGAAUAUGUCAACGGAGAUGGACCGGGCAAGAAAGAGGUCAACCGGACUCGGCCUCGUACUCCGGAUCACCAGCCUGUGCGGCCGCCUUCCCGAGGCUCCUUGCCAGUGUUCGUGAACCUCUACGACUGCAACGUCGGGUUCAAACACUGGCACCCAACCCCAGUGAUCCAGAACGGCAAUCGACUUGCCGGUCAGGGUCAACUGGGAGGCGUGUGGGAAUGGUGCAGUACAGCACUAGCCCCGCACGAUGGAUUCAAGGCUAUGGACAUCUAUCCCGGAUAUACUGCGGAUUUCUUUGACGGCAAGCACCACGUCGUGCUCGGGGGCUCUUGGGCCACUCAUCCUCGCAUUGCCGGACGAACCACAGUUGUCAAUUGGUAUCAGCACAACUACCUCUACCCGUGGGCAGGAGCGCGUCUUGUGCGUGAUUUGUAG